AUGGGGAAUUGUCAAGCUGCGGAAGCCGCUACGGUUGUGAUUCAACACCCUGGGAACAAGAUCGAGAGGAUUUAUUGGUCGCUUAGCGCACACCAGGUUAUGGACUCUAACCCUGGUCAUUAUGUUGCACUUGUCGUGACCUCAUCUACUCUUAAGUCCGAAAAUGGCACGCCAAUGAAACAACUUAAGCUUCUCCGACCCGAUGAUACUUUGCAUAUUGGCCAGGUUUAUCGCUUGAUCAGUUUCGAAGAUGUGUUGAAGGAGUUUGCUUCCAAGAAAUGUGGCAAACUUGGGAAAUUGCUCAAGGAAACAGGGGGUCAUGGGAUUCAGAUGAAGCACAGAGAUUCUAGAGCUCCAAAUCCUAACCCAACUUCCAAAUCUGAAUAUGGUUCCAAUAAGGUAAUUAAGUUCCAUGUUCUCGCUUUGCGUCAAGUGAAAGUGAUCAAGUGGUUUGAAAGAGCCACUCUUGCUUACCCUGCCAAUUUGUCGAACAAGAGAUUCAACGAAUGGAGUGCAAUGGCAGCAGUAGCAGCAGCAGUAACAAAGGUGUUGGAAGGCAUUUCGUUGGUUCUGGUGGGCAAUGGAGGCCAGCCUUACAGAGCAUUGCAGAAAUUGGAACUUGAACGAACUAUUACCCCAACUCCCAUGAAUAAACCAUGCAGAGCAACAACAGCAACAACCCUUCCUUUUAUUUCACUCUUUCCAAUGCAUCCACAUUACCCUCCUCAUUCAUCAAUAAUUGAAUGUCCCACUGCUGUUCAGAGCUUCUCCAGUUUUGCAUUAAACUUGGGGAAUAUUGAGGUUGUGUGUGGUCCCAUGGUUCUUGAUCUAGAUAUUGUCUAUAUGUUUCAUCAACAUGUUUGGGCACUUCAAUUUGUUGUUUAUUGGGGAGUAGAGUUCAAUAGCGAGGUGAAGACUACGGUCUUCUAUUCUGGUGACGGCACCAUGAUGCACACUAAUCUCUGCUCCCAAAUGAUGCACACUCCUCCACACCCUCAAGGUCUCAUAUGUUUUGAUAUGGGUUUGUCCAUCACUUUGAUAUGCACGGUGGCGUUUGAGCGCGAGAGCGAGAGGGAGAUGAGUGCUUCGUAA
This is a messenger RNA of Sphenostylis stenocarpa, 1092 nucleotides long. The record is from the annotation of a GenBank genome assembly. NCBI's taxonomy places the organism in Eukaryota, Viridiplantae, Streptophyta, Magnoliopsida, Fabales, Fabaceae.